This is a messenger RNA of Vigna angularis (adzuki bean), 837 nucleotides long. RefSeq lists its product as uncharacterized. NCBI's taxonomy places the organism in Eukaryota, Viridiplantae, Streptophyta, Magnoliopsida, Fabales, Fabaceae. The transcript is spliced from 2 exons. The record is from RefSeq and is a predicted model, not a curated record. The coding region runs from base 1 to 837 and encodes 278 amino acids.
AUGCCAGAAAAACCUCCUCCCGCAUUGUAUAAGUAUGAUGGUUCAAUUGAUCUGGACGAUCAACUAAGGACGUUCAGUAACGCAAUGAAAUUCUAUAAAAACAGCGACCCGAUCAUGUGUAGAGCCUUCUCAUUAUCACUCAAGGAAGAGGCAUUGGAAUGGUACAACACUCUUCCUCCCAAGACAGUGGAUUGCUUCACCAAUGUAGAAACCCUCUUUAGGAGACAAUACGCAGCCAAUCAAAGACAGGAGAUAACACCGGCGGAAUUGGUAAACACCAAACAGGAGAAGGGUGAAACUUUGAAAGCCUUUAUGAAAAGGUACACUGAAACCGCACGACGAGUUAAAGAUGUUAAUCACAAUUUAUCAUCAGCAAUUUGCCUUCAUGCCUACGACCAGGAUAUUUUGCUGAAAAAUUGUAUAAGGAAUUCAAGGGAAAAACAACAGCAUGAAGCUUCUGCAGACGGAAUUAGAAAGGACGGCAGGCAAUCAUUCGGUGGCAACGACAAGGGAGGAGAUCCUCGACCAAAGGACUUCCCCCGAACGCCUAAAUUUGAUCAUUAUACAGCUGUUAAUGCGCCCAGGGCAAAAAUCCUUGAGGAAGCCCUUAGGACUGAACAUCUUUCGGUCAGAAAGCUUCAUUCACCUAAAAAUGUUGAUGAAGGAAAGCACUGUCAAUACCAUCAAAACCUGGGACAUACUACCGAAGAGUGUGUAACACUCAAAGAUAAGAUCGAACCACUUAUUCGUGCAGGUCAUCUCCGCAAAUACGUGAAGGAGGAACGGUCGCAGGUGAGGAACCCAUCAAGAAGAUCUCCACGGAGAAGUAUCGAAUGA